UUCCUCUCGUUAUAAACCCUUGUAAACAUUAAUCAAAAAGCAUUUGAACUCUCCAGUCUCCACCGCCAAGAGUUUGUGGUAAUAAAUUUUUCAGAGCUAUUACUAUUAUUAUCAUCUUUGGGAGCAAGCUUCAUAGCUUCUUCUUUUCCCUAGGGUUUUGGUUGAUUUGAUUGAGAGUUUGAUUAUUGAAUAAGAAAGAAGAGAAUGGGGAAGAAUGAGAAGACAGGGCUAGGCAGAGCUCUAGUGAAGCACCAUAACCAAAUGAUUCAGCAGUCCAAAGAGAAGGGCAACUACUACAGGAACCAGAAUAAGAAGGUUCUGGAAUCCGUUACCGAUAUCAGCGACAUAGACGCCAUCAUUCAACACAACGAGGAGGCCCAGGCCUACCCGGUUCCUAUUGAGCCUAUUAAUUUAGAUGCGGGGUCUAGUAGUGGUAGAAGCGAGAUGAUGACGGCCGAGGAGAGGAAGGAAGAGGAGGCAUUACAUGCCAGCAGUUUAAGAGUGCCACGUAGGCCGCCUUGGAAUGCGGGAAUGUCUGUAGAAGAGCUUGAUGAUAAUGAAAGACAAGCUUUUUUGGUUUGGCGGCGAAGUCUUGCGAGGCUGGAGGAAAAUGAAAAGCUUGUUCUUACUCCAUUUGAGAAAAACCUUGAUAUUUGGAGACAACUUUGGCGGGUGCUUGAGCGAAGUGAUUUGCUUGUGAUGGUAGUUGAUGCACGAGAUCCACUGUUUUACCGCUGCCCUGAUCUUGAGGCAUAUGCACGAGAGAUUGAUGCAUUUAAGAGGACAUUGCUUCUUGUGAACAAGGCGGACCUUUUACCAUUUUCUGUAAGGGAAAAAUGGGCAAAGUAUUUUCGAGAUCAUGAGAUCCUUUUUGUAUUCUGGUCAGCUAAAGCUGCUUCUGCAGCUCUGGAGGGAAAAACACUCAGUGGCCCAUGGAGGACGCAGGAUACCCACCAAAAGGUGGAUGACCCUGAUACAAAAAUAUAUGGCAGGGAAGAGCUUUUGGCCCAUUUACAGUCUGAAGCGGAAGAGAUAGUCAAAAUGAGAAGGAAAUCAGGGUGCAGUAGUACAGCAACAUCUAACGCUCAAUCUCUCAGUGGAAAUUCAGCACUAAAGAGUGUAGUGGGAUUUGUUGGGUAUCCUAAUGUAGGGAAAAGCUCAACUAUCAAUGCUUUGGUCGGCCAGAAACGGACAGGUGUCACCUCUACCCCAGGGAAAACAAAGCAUUUCCAGACAUUGAUAAUUUCUGAUGAGCUGACGCUAUGUGACUGCCCUGGAUUGGUGUUCCCUUCCUUCUCAAGCUCAAGAUAUGAUAUGAUUGCAUCAGGGGUGCUGCCCAUUGAUCGGAUGACUGAGCACAGAAAGGCUGUGCAGGUUGUGGCCAACCAAGUCCCAAGGCAUGUCAUUGAGAAUGUGUAUAAAAUAAAUUUGCCGAAGCCAAAGCCAUAUGAACCACAGUCUCGGCCUCCCCUGGCCAUAGAACUUUUGAGGACUUAUUGUGCUUCACGUGGGUAUGUUGCCUCGAGUGGACUGCCCGAUGAAACAAGGGCAGCUCGCCAAAUUUUGAAGGAUUUUCUUCAUGGAAAGCUGCCCCACUAUCAAAUGCCCCCCGGAAUGUCUUGUGAGGAAAAUGAUAUUGAAGAUACUCAAGGACCCAGCUUGUCUGAAAUACAGGAGUCAGAUGAAUCUGAUAUUGAAGAUUCUCCAGGAAAUGACGGUGACAUUGAAAGUGCACCUGUUCUCGAGCAUGUGCUGGAUCAUCUUAACUCAUUUGACUUGGCAAAUGGGCUUGCUUCAAAGAAGGCUGCUGUUAAGAAGCCUGCAUCCCAUAAACACCACAAGAAGCCUCAAAAGAAAAAAGAUCGUUCAUGGAGGGUUGGAAAUGAUGAUGACGAUGGAAUGCCAGUUUUAAGAGUUUUCCAGAAGCCAGCAAAUACAGGUCCUGUAAAGGGUGGAUGAAACUCAAAUUCAGUAUCAAUGAUAAAACUUAUGCCUUCUCUUGUUUGAGUGUGCUCCACUCUCCAGGUGCUUUUUUAUGACUCCGCAAAUUGGGUACUUGGCCAUUUAUAUGCAAAUAUAUGUAGUUUCGGUUUCUUUAGAAAUAUAUGCAAAUAGCUCAAGCAUUAAUGCAGUAGAAGUGCAGUGAUCUGUUUGGAAGAUCAUUUAAGGGGUGUGUAUGUUGUUAAUUGCUGAAUAUAAACACAUAAAUUAGUCCAUGUGCUAUUGAUUUAGUCGGUCUCCAUUAAGUUGGUGGACGAUUUUCUUGUUA
Molecule: messenger RNA, 2269 nt
Organism: Pistacia vera
Lineage: Eukaryota; Viridiplantae; Streptophyta; Magnoliopsida; Sapindales; Anacardiaceae
Product: GTPase LSG1-2-like
Exons: 6
Coding region: 205-1959 (584 amino acids)
Cellular component (GO): cytosol
Molecular function (GO): GTP binding; GTPase activity
Source: RefSeq, a predicted model, not a curated record